AUGACUGUCAUAGUUAUCAUCAAUGUUUUGCUGAUGGGGGUCGAACACUAUAACCAGCCAGAGGUCAUAAACAAAGUCAUUGACUGCUUCAACUAUGUGUUCAUGAUCAUCAUGAUCACUGAGGUUCUACUGAAACUUGUGGUGUUGGGUGUAGUGACAUUCAUAAAAGACUGCUGGAACCUCCUGGACAUCAUCAUCAUCUUGCUUUCCAUCGUCAGCAUGGCUCUAACCCAGUUAAGGAUGACAAACGUCAUUCCUUUCAAUCCCAGCAUACUAAGAGCCUGUAGAAUCCUCAGGCUCUCUCAAGUGCUGAAGGCCAAAACACUAAGAAUCCUGCUCAAAACCAUUAACAAGACUCUGUCUCAGGUUUGGAAUAUCUGUCUUCUUUCCCUGGUAAUCAUCUUUAUCUUCGGUGUGCUGGGAGUGGAGCUCUUUGGCGAGUUAGGUCAGUGA
Melanotaenia boesemani (Boeseman's rainbowfish) is the source of this 453-nucleotide messenger RNA. Its product is annotated as voltage-dependent T-type calcium channel subunit alpha-1H-like. Gene Ontology annotation, molecular function: voltage-gated sodium channel activity; low voltage-gated calcium channel activity. Lineage: Eukaryota; Metazoa; Chordata; Actinopteri; Atheriniformes; Melanotaeniidae. The coding region runs from base 1 to 453 and encodes 150 amino acids. The record is from RefSeq and is a predicted model, not a curated record. Gene Ontology annotation, cellular component: plasma membrane; neuron projection; voltage-gated sodium channel complex. The transcript has 5 exons. Gene Ontology annotation, biological process: neuronal action potential; sodium ion transmembrane transport; membrane depolarization during action potential.